AUGGAUUGGAAGUCGAUGUUACGGACCGGGGUCCAUAAGCCGGGCGCUCUUACUGCAGGCUUGUCGGUGUUCCUUACGCUUGUGUAUGUGCUGAAUUGGGUGUUCCCAAUCAACGAGAAGAUCCUGUUGGAUCCGGGGGCGCUUAGGAAGCUGCAGCUGACGCGGCUCUCCCUCUAUCCACUGGCGCACCUGUCAAUCUUCCAUUUGCUGUUGAAUCUGAUGUCGCUGUUUGUGCCGCUGUCGAUGUUCGAAGCGUCACACGGGACGGUGUUUACGGGAAUCACGCUCAACCUCCUGGCCAUUGUGACGGGCGUCGUGUACUGCUUAGUUGGCAUGUUGUUGUACCCAAACGUUUACGUAGGCGGGGCGAGCGGGUGGUGCUUUACGCUGUGUGGCUACUUCGCAGUGCAGGAGGCGGGCUUCCGCCCCCACUACGAGCUCGCAAGUCUGAAGAUGCCGACCCUAUAUAUCCCGCUGGUGUUCCUGGUACUUGUCACGCUGCUAAUGCCCGGCUCCAGCUUUGUCGGCCACCUAAUCGGGCUUGGUCUAGGGUACCUAAUUGGCUUCCGGGAGCGCUGGCUCCAGAUGGCGACGCCGCCCGGCUGGCUCAUCGUCAAGAUUGAGACCUGGCUUGACCGGUGGAUAAGUAUGAUCCCGUCCGUGGUCAAGUACCAUCGGGAAAGUUCAGUGGACCGCACAGCAGGCUACACCCCGCUCUACCAGGAGAGCGAGCUGCCGCUGCACAACGACAACUUCCCAGGCCAGGGCAGAGUCCUGGGCCCUUGA
Messenger RNA from Eremothecium gossypii ATCC 10895, 786 nucleotides. RefSeq names its product putative rhomboid protease RBD2 (gene RBD2). The transcript has a single exon. The record is from RefSeq and is marked provisional. The coding region runs from base 1 to 786 and encodes 261 amino acids. Gene Ontology annotation, cellular component: membrane. Gene Ontology annotation, molecular function: serine-type endopeptidase activity. Lineage: Eukaryota; Fungi; Ascomycota; Saccharomycetes; Saccharomycetales; Saccharomycetaceae.